UGCAGGGAAAUGUUCUACUCUACCGUUACCGAAGGAAUGAAAUGAGGGGAAGGACUGUUUGUUCACCAAGAAGACCUGUGAUCCUCGGGAAAAUCGUGAUAUACUGGAUCUUCAAUAAGGCUGAUCUAGUUAACUUCGCACUCCGGUUUGUUUGGUAUGCGUGUCAUUUACACGUCCGAUCAUCGAUGAACAGCAGUGUUGAUUUUUUUGAAAGUCUAAUUGAUGAAGACGGCCGGUUCGCUGAACUAAAUUGUCAGGAACCUGUGCGAGGACACAGGUCACGUCUGCGGCCACUGAUUCAAGCAGAAACUAUAAACAAUGGUGGAGGUUUAUCAAUGUCCCCACCGCACACCAUAUCUCAGCGUGAGACAGGCACCCAGGUGUCACAAUGCUACAGUGGCCCUCCAUCUCCUAGUGGAUCAACAAGCUCCACACCUUCGCCUACGGCAUCCCCAGCGCCGCCCCCAGGCACAGCCACCCUUGACCCUAACUGGCAAGCUACCAAACACACUGUCCGAGAAAGGAAUGCUGCUAUGUUUAAUAACCAAUUAAUGUCAGAUAUCAAAUUCAUUGUAGGUAGCCCAGGGAACAUACAAGUAAUACCAGCCCACAAGUAUGUAUUAGCAACAGCUAGCUCAGUAUUUUAUGCUAUGUUUUAUGGAGGGCUUGCAGAGUGCAAGCAAGAAAUUGAAGUACCUGAUGUGGAACCGUCAGCAUUCUUAACACUACUCAAAUAUGUAUACUGUGAUGAAAUACAAUUAGAAGCUGACACUGUUUUAUCAACAUUAUAUGUGGCUAAGAAAUACAUUGUACCAUAUUUAGCAAGAGCAUGUGUCAGCUAUUUGGAAACUAGUCUCACGGCAAAAAAUGCUUGUCUACUUCUUAGCCAGUCAAGAUUAUUUGAGGAACCAGAAUUGAUGCAAAGAUGUUGGGAAGUUAUAGAUGCUCAGGCUGAGAUGGCCCUAAAUUCUGAAGGAUUUGUAGACAUUGAUGUGUCUACUUUAGAAUCAGUAUUAGCAAGAGAGACACUCAACUGCAAGGAAAUAAACUUAUUUGAAGCUGCAUUAGCUUGGGCCAGUGCAGAAUGUGGCCGAAGGGAAAUAGAACAAUCACCAAUUAACAAGAGAGCUAUGCUUGGUAGUGCCAUAUACUUAAUAAGAUUUCCAACAAUGACAUUAGAGGAGUUUGCAAAUAGCGCAGCACAACUUGGAAUUUUAACACCACAAGAAACUAUUGAUAUAUUUUUGCAUUUCACUGCAUCUAGCAAACCACAACUAUCAUACCCAAUUAAAGCUAGAGCUGGAUUAAAAGCUCAGAUCUGUCACAGAUUCCAAUCAUGUGCAUAUAGAAGCAACCAGUGGAGAUAUCGCGGCCGGUGUGACUCUAUACAAUUUUGUGUAGACAAGAGAAUAUUUGUUGUUGGUUUUGGACUAUAUGGAUCGUCAAACGGAGCAGCUGAUUAUAAUGUUAAGAUUGAAUUGAAGCGCCUAGGAAGAGUAUUGGCAGAAAAUAACACAAAAUUUUUCUCAGAUGGUUCAAGUAACACUUUUCAUGUAUAUUUUGAAAAUCCAAUACAAAUAGAGCCUGAAACAUAUUAUACAGCCUCAGCUAUACUUGAUGGUAGUGAACUAAGUUAUUUUGGACAAGAAGGGCUUAGUGAGGUAUACAUGGGUACAGUGACCUUUCAAUUCCAUUGUUCAUCUGAGAGUACUAAUGGCACAGGUGUACAAGGAGGUCAAAUACCAGAGCUCAUUUACUAUGGCCCGACAGUAAAUACCACUAUGACCAACUCAAAUACAACCGAGGACUGACAAUUGUGCAGAUCUCGCCAUCUCAAUUAUUACUCAGUAUAAUGCAAAAAGGUUGAUAAAUUUAAUUAGAAUGCUCAAUUAUAUUCUCAAAAAAGUUUCCAAUUCAUAUGUUUAUACUUAACCAUUCCCAAAUGUUAAAAUUGUUUUGUUGAAAUUUGUGUAAGAGUUCUUGUGUAUAUUGUUGGACUUGUAUAGGAAUUAAGAGAACCUUAAGAUUGUGAUAUGGGUGUUGUAAAGCUCUCUAGAAAUAUAGAUUUAAAUGAAUUCGUAAAACAUUACAAUAAAUUAAUAAUACCUAAAUAUGUUUGUUAUUUCUUUCCAUGGAUAGUUAAUAGAAUAGGAUAGUGUAAGCUGCAGAAAUACAAAUCACAAACAGAUCUGUACAUAGCGUUUUUGUAUUUAUAAUGUUAUUGUCUAAAUGUAAAUUAUUACUGUGGGAUUAUUAACAUGGGAGUCAAUACUAAUAUGGAUUUCAUAAAUCUUACUAAAUACCAUUCCCAGGUACUAAAGCCUAUAAUAUUAAGCAUCGCCCA
Molecule: messenger RNA, 2344 nt
Organism: Achroia grisella
Lineage: Eukaryota; Metazoa; Arthropoda; Insecta; Lepidoptera; Pyralidae
Gene: lute
Product: BTB/POZ domain-containing protein 6-B
Exons: 7
Coding region: 42-1811 (589 amino acids)
Biological process (GO): neurogenesis
Cellular component (GO): cytosol
Molecular function (GO): protein binding
Source: RefSeq, a predicted model, not a curated record